Molecule: messenger RNA, 4191 nt
Organism: Kockovaella imperatae
Lineage: Eukaryota; Fungi; Basidiomycota; Tremellomycetes; Tremellales; Cuniculitremaceae
Product: aminoadipate-semialdehyde dehydrogenase
Exons: 6
Coding region: 1-4191 (1396 amino acids)
Biological process (GO): L-lysine biosynthetic process
Molecular function (GO): phosphopantetheine binding; L-aminoadipate-semialdehyde dehydrogenase [NAD(P)+] activity
Source: RefSeq, a predicted model, not a curated record
AUGCAGCGAUGGAGUCAGCGACUCGCUUCCCUGCCAAGUCUUGCUCUUCCCACCGAUUAUCCUCGACCCAGUCCUGCAAAGCUCGUCGAAGCGACACAGACACUCUCCCUCCCGUCAUCACUGACUCCCUCCCUACUGAGACUCACUCUCGCCUUCACUUCUUCCAGCCCCAACGCUCCUCUCCCCACACCUUAUCACCUCCUCCUCACGUCAUUCGCCAUUCUCCUCUUCCGCUACACACCGGACCCUUCGCUGGUCAUCUGUACCUCCGCUCCAGAGUCUACCAGACCCCUGCUGCUGAAGCUCGAUCUGACCCCAGAAAUGACUUUCCUUCAAGUGUUGACUCAGAUCAUGGACAAGGAGAGCGAAGCUACAGCGGAUAUAGUCCCGCUAUCUCAUCUGGUCGAUCAUCUCAAGCCAGAAGGUCCACUGUUCCGAGUCCGGUUCUUCGACUCAACGUUGGUGGAUCUGGAUCCUUCAGCCUCACUCACAACAGAUUUGACCCUGUUUCUUCUCGCGUCCACCUCGGAGACCCCCCUCACGAGGACUUCUAUCCCGUCCCUCUACCUCCGAUUGGCUUACAACUCGCUGCUCUUCGCCCAGAAGCGGAUGUCGCUGCUCCUGGAAUCGCUCCUCCAGCUCUUGAUGUCUGCUGCCACUCUUCCACCUACACAUGCUAUCGGAUCGCUUCCUCUACGGACCUCAUCCCAGUCGGCGAUCCUUCCCGAUCCUACUGCAGACCUGGAUUGGUGUGGUUUCAAAGGCGCCAUCCCAGACAUCUUUGCCGCCAACGCAAAGGCACAUCCGGACAGGAUCUGCGUCGUGCAGUCGCAUCUUGCUCCCGGUCAAACGACGAUGGACGGACCAAGUCAGGGCAGGACAGAGUAUACCUAUCGUCAGGUCGACGAAGCAAGCAAUGUGCUUGCCCAUGCGUUGCUGAAGAAUGGUCUAGAACGGGGUGAAGUGGUCAUGGUGUACGCCGCGAGAAGUAUCGAAAUGGUGGUAUGUGUCAUGGGUAUUUUGAAGGCCGGGGGUGUCUUCUCCGUUGUCGAUCCCGCAUAUCCGCCCAAUCGUCAAACCGUCUAUCUACAGGUCUCAAAGCCUCGAGCCCUGUUGAUCAUCUCCUCCGCUGGCACGCUCUCACCCACGGUCUCCGACUACAUUGAAAAGGAGCUGUCACUCCGCAUUUUGGUGCCGGCAAUUACCAUCAGCACCCAAGGCAUCACCGGCUCGCAACCAGACUCGAAAGCCGAAGACAUCCUUGAGCCCUUCCAGCAAUGCAGUCAAACACCCGCUGGUGUGGUCCUGGGUCCAGACUCUCCCGCUACACUCUCAUUCACAUCUGGAAGCACGGGUAUCCCCAAGGGUGUCAAAGGUCGACACUUUAGCUUGACCCAUUUCUUCCCCUGGAUGUCUGAGAGAUUCGGUCUAGGGCCGCAGUCGAGGUUCACCAUGCUCAGUGGUAUCGCCCAUGAUCCCAUACAGCGAGACAUGUUCACGCCACUGUUCCUGGGUGCUUCCCUCCAUGUACCUACGGCUGACGACAUUGGUACUCCGGGUCGAUUGGCAGAAUGGAUGGCGGAUAACGAGGUCACCGUAACUCACUUAACACCAGCUAUGGGCCAGCUGCUUUCUGCUCAGGCCACAAGGCAGAUCCCAACGCUCCAGAGCGCCUUCUUUGUCGGCGAUGUCCUCACCAAGCGAGACUGCACUCGUCUCCAGCACCUGGCCAAAAACGUCAACAUUAUCAACAUGUACGGUACAACCGAGACGCAAAGAGCUGUCUCAUACUUUUUCACUCCGAGCGUCAACCAAGACUCCACUUUCCUCUCUACUCAAAAGGACCUGAUCCCCGCUGGACAAGGGAUGAUCGACGUUCAAUUGCUCGUCGUCAAUAGGACGGAUAGAAACCUCCCUUGCGCAGUCGGUGAAAUGGGCGAGAUCUACGUCCGAUCAAGUGGUCUCUCUGAGGGCUAUCUUGACCCCGAAGCCACCAAGGAGAAAUUCGUGGUCAAUUGGUUUGGCGACAACAUUGAUCGACCCGAUUCACUCGCGCAGACCCAGCCAGAGGCAUCAAAGUACUGGUUCGGGAUCCGAGAUAGGAUGUAUCGCUCUGGUGAUCUAGGCAGAUACUUGCCAGACGGAUCGGUAGAGUGUACCGGUCGAGCCGAUGACCAGAUCAAGAUCAGAGGCUUCCGAAUCGAGCUCGGAGAAAUCGACACGCACCUCAGUCGUCACCCACUGGUCAGAGAGAACGUGACGUUGGUUCGACGAGACAAGGACGAGGAGAAAGUCUUGGUGUCCUACUUUGUCCCUGUCGGAGGUGAUGAGCUACAGGAGCUCAUGAGUGCGAGCGAGGCCGGUGAAGAUGAAGAGCACGAUGCGAGAGAUCUCAACGAGGAGAUGCUUCGAGGAGUCAGACGAUACAGAAGACUCAUCAAGGACAUUCGAGAAUACCUCAAGAAGAAGAUCCCCUCGUAUGCCGUGCCUGCGGUCUAUUUCCCCCUCUCCAAACUUCCAUUGAACCCUAAUGGCAAGAUUGACAAGCCCGCCCUUCCCUUCCCCGAUACUACGCUCGUGGCUCCUCCAAAGGCGUCAAGUGGCAAGAUGUCGCAGACACAGAAGAUGAUUCACGAUAUUUGGUUGCGUUUGUUGCCUUCUCCGCCUGGAUCCCUCGACCUUGACGAAAAUUUCUUCGACAUGGGUGGUCAUUCGAUCCUGGCUACACGAUUGAUCUUUGAGAUCCGAAAGGCAUUUGUGGUCAAUGCCCCGUUGGGACUGGUAUUUGAGCGCCCGACAAUUGCGGGACAAGCCGCAGAGAUCGAUCAUCUCAGACAUGUUGACCUUCACGUCGGAUCCUCAGACCCGAAUAACAAGGUGGUCAAGGAGAUUGCCUAUGCAGAAGAUGUCGACGUCUUGUCGGCUCAACUCCCUUCGUUCGACCCAUUACCAUCUGAGUUUGGCUCGGAGCCACUCACGGUGUUCCUCACGGGAGCCACCGGAUUCCUCGGCGCAUUCAUCCUGUCUGAUCUCUUUUCUCGCAAUGUUGGUAAAGUCAUUGCCCUGGUACGAGCCAAGGACACCACGCAAGCCCUCGAUCGACUUCGAGAAAGCAGUGAAGGGCGGGGUGCUUGGAACGAAUCAUGGGUCUCCUCUGGUAGACUCGAAGUCGUUGUCGGUGAUCUCGCGACGGAACACCUCGGCAUGUCUCCAGAGACAUGGAGACGAGUCGCGCAAGAAGCUGAUGCGGUCAUUCACAACGGUGCCAUGGUUCAUUGGGUCUACCCUUACUCGAAACUCCGAGCCGCCAAUGUGCUUUCGACUCUGGCCUGUAUCCACCUUUGCGCAGAGAGCAAGCCAAAAAUGUUCACAUUCGUCUCUUCGACGGCUGUGCUUGAUGCCGAGGGAUUCGUCCGCAAGUCGGACGAAAUCGUCUCGGCUGGAGGACGAGGUCUGAGUGAGGCGGACGAUCUGGAGGAGGGCAAGAGUGCUUUGGACGCCGGAUACGGGCAGAGCAAGUGGGUCAGCGAGAGGUUGAUCAUGGAGGCUGGGCGAAGAGGUUUAAGUGGACGCGUGGUCAGGCCGGGGUAUGUGUUGGGUCAUUCCUCCACUGCUGUGACCAAUACGGACGACUUUAUCUGGCGUAUGCUCAAGGGAUGCUUGCAACUUGGUCUCGUGCCGGAUAUCAACAAUACUGUCAAUCUCGUUCCUGUAGACCACGUCGCCCUUCUUACAUCUUUGGCCGGCGUCACACCUCCCACCGCUCCUGGUGUCCCCGUUGUCCACGUUACAGGUCACCCUUCACUGCGAUUCAAUGACCUGCUUGGGUCUCUACCUGCUUACGGGUAUCAAGUCUCUCAGAUUGAAUAUAUCCAGUGGCGUACGAGAUUGGAACAACACGUUUUGGAGACCCAGGACAAUGCUUUGUUCCCCUUACUUCAUUUCGUUUUGGACGACCUGCCGACGUCUACGAAGUCUGCCGAGCUAGACGAUACCAAUGCUCAAGCCCUCGCCUCGUCAGCUGGAGAGCGGCCGACCAGCGGAGUGGACCAAUCGCUGAUGGGACUUUAUAUCGCUUGGUUGAUUCGGGCUGCUUUCUUAGAUGCUCCGCACACGGAGGGCAAAUUGAAACUUCCGACGCUUCAAGGAGGCGUCGCCAAGGCCAUCGGCCGAUCUACUCAGGGUUCAUAG